Messenger RNA from Symbiodinium pilosum, 1113 nucleotides. The record is from the annotation of a GenBank genome assembly. Lineage: Eukaryota; Dinophyceae; Suessiales; Symbiodiniaceae.
GUGGACGGCAUCAACGAGCUCUACCAGGGAGAAGUUGCCGACGUUGAGCGCAAGUUUCAGGCAGCGAUUGGCAUUGACGACAAGAAGCGCCUGGUAAGGCAGCUGAAGCCCUUCCAGCUGCUUUUCGGUACAUCGGCCGUUGAAUCCAGUCGGAUUUAUCAAGGCAGCCUCGUGGUCCCCAUGUUUGUUUGGAGGCUGGAUUGCUGUCAAGGAACUGGAUUUUACAAAGCGGGUCCCUCCUCUGGCUACUAUGAAGAAGAAGUAGUAGUGGUGGUGCUAGUGGUGGAUACCUCCAGCUGUCACCAGGGAACUUCCUUGUUGCAGCACGGAUCUCGCAAAGUCGCAUCGUCCAUCAACCGCCACGGUGCCGUCAGCAACAUGUCUUUGGACCCUGCGAAGUUUCGCCACUUUAUAGAGAGCAACUUGAACUUUGACACGAACAUGCGCUUGUGUUCUCUUUGUGGCGUGCCCUCUGAAGAGCGCGCGCCCAACGGCACCUUCAUACAGCGUACCGACUGUGGCAACCACAGCAUCUUCGAACACCCGGACAUGGCAUUUCGCCCCUUGAGCAGCUUCAUGAAAGAAGCCACAGAAGAGCAUAACGAAACCAAUGCCUGGUGCGAGUUUAACAUGGAGAAGGGCUGCGCUGAUGCUGUGUACAAUCAGGACUACAUGAUGUUUGCCAAGAGCAUUGAACUUCUGUCCAUGCCGCUUCUCGGCUACGCGCAGGCCUCGUUCGACCAGCAUUACUGCUACUACAAUGGCUGGCUGGAGCCUGAGAUCAAGGCAUUGCAGCAUGACUACCACGGCAUGACUGCCAAGGGCAAGGAGCAGUGUAAUUCAGAUCACCUCGUCAAACUCGGCUCGAAGGGCAACAUGACCUUGAUGGACAUGUGGCUGCACUACUAUCCGCACUUUCCGAGCGUGCCUGGCAGCCGCCCAUCCAUCGCCGACGCGCAGUUCAUCGCAGCAUGGACCUGUGCCAUGGGCACCUCGGCCUGCGACAUGGCAUACUGCGCCUACUCCUUUUGCGUGAAGGAGGACGGCAGCUUGGGUGCCUACUCUGAGUGUCCAGGCUGGGACCCUGUGAAGGGCAUGCCUGUGCAUCCCUGA